UUCUUACUGGUAAACCUGUUGGGCCGAAGCAAACACCACCGAAAUGGCCGCAUUCUUGCAAGCUGCGCGUUCGCUUUGCGCUCAAUCACGUAAAUUUAGUUUGAAAAUAAAUGAAGUGGUAAUUGUUUCCGCCACCCGUACACCAAUUGGUAGCUUUCAAAGCCAAUUGGCACCUUUAUCGGCGACCCAACUAGGAGCAGUAGCAGUUGAGGCUGCGGUACAACGCUCCGGUAUCAGCAAGGACCAGGUAGAUGAAGUUAUUAUGGGUAAUGUCGUAUCUGCCUGCUUGGGCCAAGCACCCGCUCGCCAGGCGGCGAUCUUUGCCGGCUUGCCUAAGAACGUGUGUUGCACAACAGUGAACAAGGUGUGCUCUUCUGGUAUGAAAGCGGUAAUGUUGGGAGCACAGUCGCUGAUGCUCGGCCAAGCAGAAAUUGUGGUUGCCGGAGGAAUGGAGUCCAUGUCGAAUGUACCAUAUUACAUGAAACGUGGCGCUACACCCUACGGAGGAAUCCAACUAAUCGAUGGUAUUGUCUUUGAUGGCCUCACCGAUGUCUAUAACAAAUUUCACAUGGGCAACUGCGCAGAAAAUACAGCCAAGAAAAUGGGUAUAAGCCGUCAAGAACAGGAUGAGUUUGCUAUACAAUCGUACAAGCGCUCAGCAAAAGCAUGGAGCGAAAAAGUAUUUGAUGCUGAAAUCGCACCAGUAAAAAUACAAUUAAAACGCAAACCGGAAGUGACAAUCACCGAAGAUGAAGAAUUCAAACGCGUAAAUUUCGACAAAUUUGGUCAACUCUCAACCGUAUUCCAGAAGGAGAAUGGUACGGUUACAGCCGGAAACGCCUCCACGCUAAAUGACGGUGGUGCUGCCACAGUGCUGAUGACUGCUGAAGCCGCCGAACGCUUAAAACUGAAACCAAUUGCACGUAUAGUAGCUUUCCAGGAUGCCGAAACAGAUCCAAUCGAUUUUCCCAUUGCACCCGCCUUCGCCGUGCCAAAGUUGUUGCAGCGUGCCGGCAUAAACAAGCAAGAUGUUGCCAUGUGGGAAAUCAACGAAGCUUUCUCGCUGGUAGUUUUGGCUAAUAUAAAGAAACUCGACAUCGACCCAGCCAAAGUGAAUAUACAUGGCGGUGCUGUGUCCAUAGGCCAUCCAAUCGGCAUGUCAGGUGCCCGUUUAGUGACUCACCUAUCGCAUGCUCUGAAACCUGGCGAGUUCGGUUGCGCUUCCAUCUGCAACGGUGGCGGUGGCGCCUCCUCCAUUCUUUUGCAAAAGCUGUAAGAGCAAAAGUAAAAAUGUGAAAAAUAUUAAAAAAAAAACCCAGAAGUGCAUUUAUUUUUAUAAAGUUUUUAUAACGAUUCGAUUUAAGCUAAAAGCUACUAUUUACAUAAAGAAAAACGUGUCAUACGCACACACAUGUGCUUGUUAAAAUUUUUGUAUCAUGUUGAAACAAAUAAAGUCAA
Molecule: messenger RNA, 1458 nt
Organism: Bactrocera tryoni
Lineage: Eukaryota; Metazoa; Arthropoda; Insecta; Diptera; Tephritidae
Gene: Acat1
Product: acetyl-CoA acetyltransferase, mitochondrial
Exons: 2
Coding region: 44-1276 (410 amino acids)
Biological process (GO): fatty acid beta-oxidation
Molecular function (GO): acetyl-CoA C-acetyltransferase activity
Source: RefSeq, a predicted model, not a curated record